This is a messenger RNA of Eruca vesicaria subsp. sativa (arugula), 225 nucleotides long. NCBI's taxonomy places the organism in Eukaryota, Viridiplantae, Streptophyta, Magnoliopsida, Brassicales, Brassicaceae. The record is from the annotation of a GenBank genome assembly.
AUGUACUCAGCUACCCCUUUUAUUGCGUACAUGGUUGGGAAGCUUUACACAUGUCAGGACAGCAACGAUGGUAUGUCUGGGAAUGUAUCAUUGGCUACUACGGUGGAUAUUGAUGUCAACGAUUGUGAGGAGGCACCAACUAUAGGAACUACUUCAACUGGUGUCGAGAUCAAUAAGUAUCCCGCGACAGUAACUUGCAACGUUGCCAAGAAAACAUUUGCAUAA